AUGGCUGAGCAGCAGCAGAUGAAAACUUCCUUCCUCUUCGUGCAGCUGCGGGCCCCCCCGGCGCGCGCCCGCCCCGCCUCGGCUGCGUCCCGGACAGCGGCUGCAGGGGGUCCGGAGGAGGGACGCUCUUUCCCGGGUCCCGGGACAGGCUUCUCUGCAGGCCGAGCCCUCGGGCUCCCGCGGGGCCUGGCUGCCCCUCCCCCGCAGAGGCAGGGCCGUGGGACAGAGGCACCAGCUGCGCGCAGUUGCUCUGCUCCCGGGGAGGAGAAGGAGGGAGAGGAGAAAAGCCGGGACCUGGAUGCAAGGAGGGGGCGCGCUCGCAGAUCCGCCGAUCGCAGACGGCCCCCGGCCCCCGCCUCCGGGACCCGUGGACGGCGGCAGCCCCGGCCAUGCAGACCCCCUAGCCCGGCUCCCGGCAUGGGAGACGGCGGCUGCUGGAAGCGCUGGCCGGGCGGUCCUGCCCCGCGGGACGUGUGGCUCAUGGACACGCAGACUCGGGACGCCUUGGGAUGCUCGGUACCCCAGGCCCAGGCGGCCGACGCGGCUGAAAGCCCCGUGUCCCGGGGCGGUGCCGAGGCGCCGGCCCCCUGCCCGGUGCGCCCGCGGAGCGCUGAGAGCGCGGGCACCUCCGCGCGGGCCAGGAGCGCCAGGCUCUGCAGGUACCGUGCGCCCCUCCAGACCAGCAGGAGCUGCCCGGCCCCGCCUGCCGCCCUGCCUCUCAAGGCAGAGACAUUUGUUUGGGUUAACAGUGCAUCCACACAUUCCCAGAGUGUUGCCAAGGCCAAAUAUGAAUUUUUAUUUGGCAGAUCUGAAGAGAAAACUCCAGAUACUAGUGAUCAUGGAGGAAGCACUUUACUCCCCCCGAAUGUCACGAAUGAAUUUCCAGAAUAUGGGACCAUGGAGGAAAGUGGAGAAGGCCUAAGAGCCUCUCUUGAGUUUGGUGCCGAGUCUCUGCCGUGCUGCCCGCAGGGGCAGCAGGGGGUCCAGCCUCUUGCUGGCCAUCCCUCUGGGCUUGUCAGUGUUACAGGAGGACCAAAAGAUGUCAGAGAGGGCUCCUCUCAAAGUCAUCUCAAGGAACAGAGUUUACAACCUAUUGACUCUUUGAUUUCAGCUCUGAAAGCCACAGAAGCCAGAAUAGUUUCAGGAACAUUGCAGGCUACAAAGGUACUAGAUGGAAAUGCUGUUCCUACUUUUUCAGUUCAGCAGGUGGAACAAGAGCCAGACACUGCCAGUCAUAAAACACAGAGAGCCAACGCACUGUUCCCUGCUGGCCGAGAAGAGUCACCCGAUAUACCUCUUUCAGCUGAAGUUACAACUGAGGAAAAUUAUUAUUUGAGCAUCCAGGAGGAUCUGACUGCACUAUUAACUGGAGAAACUCAAACAGAGCUUUCCCUAAGAGCUAAUAAUGGGAGACAGGUGGCUGUCCAUGUGCAGGAGGCAGCUCGUCCAGUGUACUCCGUGGGGAGCCCAGCGACCCACAGCUCGGUGGGCAGUGCAGGCUUGUUGAGAGAGAGGAGGUCUGAUCAGGGGAGAGAGCACCCAGGGCAGUGUGAUCGAGGCAGCCCCUCAGGACGCCAAGGCCAGGUCAGACAUGUGGAAUUUCAAGGGGUGGAAAUAUUGUGGACAGAAAGGGAGAAAAGAGAGACACGGCAGCCUGUGGAUUUUCAGACAUCAUUGGAAAGGACAACCCCUCCUAAAAGCAAAGAGUUUUCUAAAGUGUCAAGCCAUCUCAUCUCAUCUGCUGGUUUCCGUGAUUCAGCUGGUUUAACUGAGAGUGUUUGGGAUGACACCCGGAGGGCUCCUUCAGAGAGGUCAGCCACUGGCUCAGGGCCUUUUCCCCCUGUGCCUCUUCUUGAGAGUGGAGAGGAUGAAGUCUUCCUAAGGGAAAACAAGGAACAUCUUGAGAAGAAACCUGAACUGGAGAGAGACAGGGAAAGGGUUCUUGAGCAAGAGGAGCACUUCCGGGGCAGAGAUGAUGAUGUCCUUGGGUCUGGGUGUGCAGAGGACUCCACUGAUGUGUACAGCUCCCAGUUCGAAACCAUUUUGGACAACACUUCUUUAUACUACAGUGCUGAGUCCUUGGAGACUUUAUAUUCAGAGCCCGAUAGCUAUUUUAGCUUUGAAAUGCCCCUCACUCCAAUGAUACAGCAGCGCAUUAAAGAAGGCGGUCAGUUCCUGGAGAGGACAUCAGUGGGAGGACAGCAGGACGUCCUGAGCAUCUCAGCAGAUGGCGGAAUAGUGAUGGGCUAUUCUGGUGGGAUCACCAAUGGGCUGAGUGGCUCCAGUAACUCCAUCUACUCUAAAGGCACCCCAGAGAUUGCUUUCUGGGGAAGCAAUGCUGGGGUGAAAACAACACUGCUAGAGGCUCAUUCUGAAAUGGGGAGCACUGAAAUUCUGGAAAAGGAGACCUCAGGAAGUCUCAGUAAUGGUACCAGCAGCAACGUAGAAGCGGCCAAAAGGUUGGCCAAACGCCUUUAUCAACUAGACAGAUUCAAAAGAUCGGAUGUGGCAAAGCACCUAGGCAAGAACAAUGAAUUUAGCAAACUAGUUGCGGAAGAAUAUUUGAAGUUUUUUGAUUUUACAGGAAUGACACUGGAUCAAUCUCUCAGGUAUUUCUUUAAAGCAUUUUCUCUUGUGGGAGAAACCCAAGAACGAGAGAGAGUUUUAGUACACUUCUCCAAUAGAUAUUUUUAUUGUAACCCAGAUACCAUUGCUUCACAAGAUGGAGUCCAUUGCCUCACCUGUGCAAUGAUGCUUCUUAACACAGAUCUCCAUGGCCAUAAUAUUGGAAAGAAGAUGACCUGCCAAGAGUUCAUUGCCAACCUCCAAGGGGUGGAUGAGGGCGGUGAUUUCUCCAAGGAUCUACUGAAAGCUCUGUACAACUCAAUCAAGAAUGAGAAGCUUGAAUGGGCAGUAGAUGAUGAAGAGAAAAAAAAGUCUCCGUCGGAAGGAACUGAUGAGAAGGCUAAUGGAACACAUCCAAAGACCAUCAGCCGUAUUGGGAGCACCACCAACCCGUUCCUGGACAUUCCCCACGACCCGAACGCUGCCGUGUACAAAAGUGGGUUCCUAGCUCGGAAAAUCCACGCAGAUAUGGAUGGAAAGAAGACUCCAAGAGGAAAGCGAGGAUGGAAGACCUUUUAUGCUGUACUAAAGGGAACAGUUCUUUACUUACAAAAGGACGAAUACAAGCCAGAGAAGGCCCUGUCAGAAGAGGACCUGAAGAAUGCCGUGAGUGUGCACCACGCGCUGGCAUCCCAGGCCACGGACUACGAGAAGAAACCCAAUGUGCUCAAGCUGAAAACUGCCGACUGGAGGGUCUUGCUCUUUCAAGCCCAGAGUCCAGAGGAGAUGCAGGGGUGGAUAAACAAAAUUAAUUGUGUUGCAGCUGUAUUUUCUGCACCACCGUUUCCAGCAGCCAUUGGGUCUCAGAAGAAGUUUAGUCGCCCACUUCUGCCUGCCACCACGACAAAAUUGUCUCAGGAGGAACAGCUGAAAUCUCACGAAAGCAAGCUGAGGCAGAUCACCACAGAGUUGACCGAGCACCGCUCCUACCCGCCCGACAAGAAGGUUAAAGCCAAGGAGGUGGAUGAGUACAAACUCAAAGAUCACUACCUGGAGUUUGAGAAAACCCGCUACGAGAUGUAUGUCCGCCUUCUGAAAGAGGGGGGCCUGGAGCUGCUGAGCAGCAGCGGAGGGGGCGCUGCGGGCCUGAAGAAGUCACACUCCAGCCCCUCGCUGAACCCAGAUGCAUCUCCCGUCACCGCCAAGGUCAAGCGAAAUGUGUCGGAGAGGAAAGACCACCGACCUGAAACCCAAAGCAUUAAGCAAAAAGUUACUUAGAAUCCAUUUGCGGCCAGGAAGUACUGGUCGUGGAGCAAAAUAGAGUUUUUCAAGAUCUUUCUGGUAAAUCCGUGAAUAUAUUUAAAAAAAAAGUCUGUGACUAAAUGGUGCAUUAGUGACCUUUCCUAUUGUACAUUUUUGUUAGUUUCUGUACAGAUUGUCUCUUUGCUCUUGAUUUCUUUGCUUUGAUGAUUUUUGCUACCUGACAACUAAUGCACCUUUUGUGCGGGGAGGGAUCCUGAUUUCAGGACGGAUUGUGUAUCACUUCUCCCUGGGUUUCUCUUGUUUGCACUCUGCUCAGUUGUUUUGUGUAUUCUCAAAUCAGCUGUUACACUUUUAUUUUAAGGUUAAAAAUGUAAUCCAUUGUGAAACACUUAACUGGACAAACUUCAUAGUUUAGAAAAUUCUAGCCAGAGUUAAUAUAAGCCUUUUUAUGUGAAAUCUUGCCCAGUCACAGAGAUGGAAUCCCGCACUCGCAGAAGUUCAGUUAAGAGUUACGGCCUUGGGAGGCCUCACAUAUCGGAGCCCUUGGUGUUGAGUCCGGCCCUGCUCGGGGGGCGGGGCCUGAGGACCGCAGGACUGGGGGAUUCAAAAAGCACAUUAGCUCGCUUGACGUGCAGCUUCCAUUUCAGCCAAGCAGGGAAGGAGGAAGGGAGUCUUUUGAAGGCUGCGGCAAGAUGGCCCCAAGUUCACUUUGUUUUCUAAAGGAUAGUGGCAGCAGUAGACUCUUGGGGGCUGCAGCAGCGUGUGUGUUUGGUCUGCAGGAAGUUGUUACCUCACCCCCGCAGGGUGUAGACAGGGAAUCCAGAGCCAUCCAGGAACUAGGCUCCUUUAUACGUAUAGGCACAGUGUCGUCUCCUGGCUGUAAGCGUUUGGGGUCUUCCUAACAAAGUAAUAUCAAAAUGGAGCCCCUUUCAUUCUUUCCUUAAAGCAAAAGAAGGAAGGAGAAAGUGGUUUUUCCCUAUAUUGUUUGGCAAUAGAAUAUUGAUUCUUUACAAUAAAUCUGAAAGGAAUAAGAUCUGAAGGAAUUAUGGCUGGAAAACUGAGGAACCUCCUGGUGGCAAAUGCAGAGUCCCUUAGUCUGUUUUUGUCUCCGUCUCUGUGAAGCACUUCACCCUGCUGCACUGAACUGUCCCCUACAAUAAAUCCUUGACGCUAAAUCAUUUCUUUGCAUCUGCUCAGAACAGUCAUAAGCUUGUUCCAGGGACAGUCCCUUUGAACUUCAGGGUGAUAAACAGAACAUUCUCUUACUGAGUUGGAGAAAGGAAUGAAAAUUGAGCCACUGUUAGAACUUUCUGAUUUUGAAACCUGGAAACUUUGUGAUCCUUCAACCUAUAAUCUCUACAACUCCAGAACUAAUGGAAUCACUUCGAAUAUUCUUUUCUCUCCCACAGAAAUUUGCUGUAGUUCUACUCAGUUUACUAGUUAAGGUACUAUGACCAAAGAUUCAGGGACUCUGCAUGGUAGCAUGAUUCCAGGGAAUAGAGAAAACCUACUCCUGAACCAUGGUAGUUUCUAGUGGUGUUUUGUUCUGAUACACCAGCAUUUGUACUGGACUAUUUAUUGAAUGCACUUCCUUCAGCUGUAGAAAUGCCCACGCUGGUGCCCAGGAAAGAGAAGCCCCUCCCUGAGGUUGUAGCUGCUUUUUUUGUGGUGUUUUUGCCACACCUUUGAAAAGCUCCCUCUAACCCUCUAUCUUGUUUAGGUAAAGAUAGUGACUAAAUUUGUUUCAAGGCCUAGAAACAAACAAGGUAGUUACGAACAUGGCCCAUGUACCUGAUUCUGUUUUGGAGCUUCUGACCGAAUCCAAGGUUUCUACAAGGGAAUAGUCUUUCUUCCUAGAAUCUGAGUCACAGUGUGUGUGUUUCCUGCCUAGAUCUUUAUCCUAAGCAGAGGGGAGAGAGGUACUUAGACCACAUCAUCUCUGAGCUUCAAUAACUAAAGAAAAGCAAACAUCCCUGACUGGCUUGAAUGUGUGUGGAUGCAUGUACUCCCAGUACGUGUCUGUCUGUGUAUGUCGCGUGUCUCUGUGUGUGUCACUUAGAGUCUGGACCAGACAUGGAAUGGUACCUUGCUGCAGUGCUUAGACACUUAGAGCAGCUCUGAAAUGCCCGGUCCGCAUCCGCAUAUGCUAACAGAGAGACAGAUGAGAAGGGCACUUUCGAAGCUGUGGUAUAUACUGUGUCCCUACAGUUUAUCCUAAAAGACGACUGCAAAGGUCAUUUUGUGAGCCAGGAUCCCAGACUACCACCGUUAGGGGGUGGGCUGAGAACACCUCCCCUGAGGCCUCGGGACUGUCUGUGCUGGUCACCUCGCAGGCCGAGAGCUUGUCCUGUAGAGGCAGGGCCCCUCCUGUGCCCAGAUUCUGGGUCUUGCCCACAGACAACCACAUUUUCCUCUGUGAUCAUUUCUUUCUCGUGGCAUCUAGUCAGGAGACCCUGACUGAAGACCUUGCCCUUCGCAGCUCCUACACGCCUGCCGCCCAGUUCACGGUACAGGGGAGCCCCCCUCCUAUCCUUCUGAAGGUACUGCCCCCAUCCCUCACCCAUCCCUCAGCGCCAGGAGCCUUGAGAGCUCUCUCCAUCUGAUAAGUCAUUGUUCCUCUUCACAGAAAUACACUUAACAUUAAUUUUUAGUCUAGAACAUCUUGAGAGUGAUCAGAAUACCGUGGUGAUGGUCUUGUUGCAGGACUGCCCGUGCAGGCGGCCGUGUAUGGAACCGAAGUGUCUCAGGCUGUGUUCCCCCACCUCACAUAUUGACACUUGCAGGGCGGGGUCAGGACUUCCUUGUUAGCAACCAAAACUUAAUUACGAGCUUACAGAGUCCUUAUUUUACUGCCAGCCAUAGACAUUAUUUGAAGUAUGCUUUUUACAGACAUGAUUUGCUGACUCUUAGUAAAGCCUGAUUAAACCAAGCAACACUUCUGCACAUUUUAAUUAACCUCAGGAAAACCAGCAUGUGGAGAGUCGUCUGGGGGACUGCAGUCCUGGGUCUGUGAACCUUUUCCGCUGCUCUCGGGUGAAGAGGGGGGAGAGUGACUGUGCCGGACCCUCUGUGUGUCUCCUGCUGUGCUCCUCCCUCCUAGGAUGGGGAGUGUUUCCUAGUAGAAGAGAUGUGAGGGGUUAAUUCUGGGAGAGAAACGGCUGGCCCUCCAAGGCCAGUCAAGGGUUGGUCUCUUGGGUUUGGUUUCACCCUGUGGCCAAAGCACAGAGCCCCUGAGGCAGGGCUGAGGCUGGAAAGGGGUUUACGUGCCCAGCAGGGAAGGAGCCUCCUGCUGGCCCAGCCUGCUGGCCCUCCACCACAGGAAGAGCUGGGAAGACAUUCUGAGGUAGGGCGGGGCCUGCUUUGGCCUGGCGCUGCACCUCUUCUCUGCCUUUAUUCCUAACUGUAGACAGUUGGAAGAAAAUUGACCUUAAAGAAGUUACUCUGUUGUCUUACUUUGAACACUCUCUUGGGUUUAGUUAGUGGUCACUGGAAUUUGGGUCUCUGGUGUUUUUCCUUGUAGUCACCUGUUACUCUUUUUUAAGCCUGAGUUCACAGGGCAUUUCUCAGCCUUGUGGGUCCAAGGCCCUGCAGUGUAGCUCUUGUGGACCAGCCACUUUCCUUAGCUGCAGCGGCAGACCACCUGAAUCCCUUCGCUUUUCAGUUACAGGAUUUUUGCAAUUAUAAGAUUAGUGCUGUUAAACAGGAACCAGCGUGGCAGCUGUUCACAGUAGAGCCUGGUUAAUGACUAGUGUGACUUGGGUUAACUAGCACCUGCUUUUCUCACAGAGCAUCUGAGUUACUCUGACAGAAGAUCAGUCAGCUUUGUAAGGAGAUGAGCCUCUGGGCCUUCCUGGUUCCAAAACUUUCUGGCUGUCUCUCCUCUUAGGCCAGCAGCUCGCCCCAGGCAGUAGGUGUCUCCGUCGGCCUUGGAUGUCUUAUAGCACCAGUUCACCCAGAGGACUUCAGAGACCAGUAGCUCACACAAAAUAACCCAACAGUGAUGAGAGGUGCUCUGUCACCACUUCCGCUCUCUUUUCAGUGUCUCUCUCAAAAGGAGGACUGAGGUCCAAAGCCAUUGCCAUUUUCCUUUUGUGCCCAGGGUACCCAAAGCCCGAGCAGGCAGCUUCUGCCUAGGACAGUGAGUGGCCAGUGCCUGCAGAGGGACUGUCUUCAGAGAGAGAGUCAGUAAAGAUGUGAAUCUGCAUGACAGUCUGUGGACUUGACUGCAACAGCGAGGAAACAUCGCAGGUUAAGUAGCUGCGUAUACAGCAGGCCUCCGAGGGCUCUGCGGCUCAGCCUUUGUAAUUUACAUGUGUAUCUGUAGUGUUGCAGGCUUUUGGAGAAUGUUCAUAUUGAUAAUGUGUCAGGCAUCAAAGAUGUGCUUUCUGUCACCUGCCAGUGUCAUAGUUGUGGGUAUUUAUAGUUGAAUGUAUCUAUGUGUCUCAGUGUGUAGAUUGUACAUCAGUAUACAGUAUACGUACCUCAAAUUUAUUUUUGUCCUUAACCAGUGUGUAUGAAAAGCAAGUAAAAACCUCACAGGACUGAAUAUAUAAUGCAGUUUUUGAGAGUCUAUAUAGUGGUACUGUUUUAUUAAACUUAAAUUCAAAUGAUAUUUUGAUUAAUUUUUUUAAUAAUAAGAUUUUAUGCUAGGAAAUUUCGUCUUUGAGCUUUGAAUCACCAGAGCAAAAAUGACUCUGAACUAACUUUGUUAAACUAUUUCAGUGUACUGUGUACAAUACUGGAGGGGGGGGGGGGGAGUGCAUUAUAAUUUGAAAUAUACAGAAAGAAAGAAAAAAAAAACCACACACACAGGCAGCCUGUGCAGUCUUAGCAACUUCAGUAUUAAGAGCACUUAAACAUAAAGUCAGACUGACAAUUUGGGGCUUAUUACAAAAUGUGAUGCUUUAAAGCACACGUUCUUUAUUGUUGUAAUUAGUCCAGAAAAACAGAGCUUUCAGAAGAAUUAGAUAAGUGCCCCGCAUAUCCUUUAUGUACCUGUGUCUGUUUUACAGCAGCUCAAACCACUCACCUAGCACUGGGUCCUCACCCUCUUCACCUUGAAGAACUGUCGCCAACCCUGCAGUAGGUCAAGGCUUCACGAGAUCUGGGACUGUCCUCUAGGUCUGCGGCUGCGCAAAUCAGCAUCUAGGCACAUGUAAAAGAAUUUUAGGACAGGCUAUGGACCAGGUUAAAACUUUAGUAUUUUUAUACUUAGGUCUCUUUUCCUGCCUCUCCCCAAAGAAGAGCCACUGGCCUUAGCUGUCCAAGAUUACUGCUUAUCUUACAGUAUAUAAAUAUUAGAUAACUAGAGAGUAAAACUUUAUUAACCAGCAUGUUGCUGUAUUUAAAGCAAAACUGAGUGUGUGUGAGUGAGUGGUUGAGUGCAGUGUGUCUGUCUGCACGUACUGCCUGUCAUUCCUGGUGUCGGAUGCAGAGGGUGGGAGCCGCGGGCUGGGAGGCUCAGCUCCAGCUCCAGGCUGCCAUCGUGGUGGUGGUUGCACUUGAGUUGUGUAAUUAACUCUGUAGCCUCAAACCAUUUUUGCAAGUGAGUUGGCUUGGUGGCUGCGCAGAAGGGUCUCUGCUCUGCAAGAGUGUUGUUUCCUUCUAAGAACUAUAGUGAUUUGCAAAAGUACCCAUUUGAUUCAGAAAUCAUACACAAAAAGAGUAGCAAAAUUUACAAGUUUAAUUUUGGGCCUUAGUCAUUUGAAAUGUGUGGGCUUUUAAUAUAAAGCCAAGUAACCAUUUGGCUCUCUCUGUGGAGAGCAUGUGUGCACAUUGACUUUUAAUGCUGUUAGGAUACCUUUUUAAGCUCCAGGAACAAGAGUCACAGUAGGGGUGGGGGGGAGUGUGUGAGCUGCUGGCCUUCCGCGUGAAGGAGACGUGCUGUGGUCUGUCCUCUGCUCCGAGAGAUCUGGCACACGUGCGGCCUCUGGCGUGUGUCCACGCGCUUGCACACGUGUACACAGUGAGUGUCCUAAAUUAUAUGAACUUGAGACACAGAGCACCCGAGUGCUGUGAGAGGGGCAGACCGAGGUGGCAGCGGCCCGCAGGCCUCUUCGGGGUGGGCAGGACUUGGAGCCCCCUGUCUGACCGUGAGACGCUGUGCGGGGAGGGGUGGCUGGCAGGUGGGGAUGCUCAUCUCCUUCCUGUGGACCCGCACUCCCCAGCAUCCCGCAGGGGCUGGCGUGGCCAACGUCUGCUGUCUCUGUAGCUGGUUCCUUUGAGAAGGGAGUACCAGGAGGAGCACGGCCCUUCCCCCAGGCUCCCCUCUGAGCUGGGCCUGGGGCUGGAAAGGGGAGGAGCCUGGCUCUGUGGGUUUCCCUUUGCAGGGUAGAGGCUCAGUUUUCAUGAACAGUGUUAAAAAUAAGCACCUUAAUGUCAAUUCCUGAAAAUGUUGGUUACUAGGGAGAAUUCUGGAAUUUCCCUUAAUGUUUCCCUGAGCGCCUAGUUGUCUUGGGCACCCCCUGGGGAGCCCCAGGCGCCACGCUCUGUUCAGGACCCACUGGGGGCCUGGGCUUCCCCUGGGACGCCGCAGAGGCCGCGUGCAUCUCUCUGCAAAGAGGGGCUCCUCCCGGUCUCCCUCCUCCUGGGCUCCUAGGACUCCAGGGUUGGUCCCCAUGCGCCUUCCCUGGCUGCAGGGCUCCAGCUGUCCUCACCGGCUGACCCUGCUGAGGGUGACUGAGUCACUGCAGUGACACUUGACAAAGGUAUUAAAAAUUCUCUGACUGCAGCUAAGAUCAUAGAUUUUGCCUUUGCAAGAAGCACGAUGCACACUGACCUGUAACCAGGGGUGGAUGAUGUCUUUGCCUUUGCACCCGGAUUUCUGGACGGGGAUAAGGUUUCAUUUUCCGUGGAAGGGCCAAGGGACGCAGCCGCUACCGCACGGGUCUGCCAGGCCCCAUGAGAGCUGCCGGGCAAAGGCCUCAGUGCCUCCCUGCAUUCUCUUCUCCCUCUGGUUUUAGUAACCCGUUUCUAGAGUAGAAAUUGACACAAGCAGAGAGCUGGUACCCGCAGCCUUGAUUACUGCAGGGCAGGCGGAAGGGCGGUGGUUUGGCGGUGGUUUGUAUCCUUUAAUAUAAAACGAGCUUUGAACUUUCGCAACCUGUUAACGGGGUUAUGUUUACUGGGGCUCAGACUAAUCAGCAGAGUGGUUCAGUCCUUUACCUUCAGAGUUUUCUCCACCAGUCACUAGUUUCAUUGUAGUCGUGGUGCCACUUGCCCCUGCAAAUUGUGGCAGUGGUUAGCGAUAAAAUAGCAGCCUGCUCCUUUUCAGUGGCCAGACCGCCAGCACUGGCAGACUGGGGUGAGCUCAUGGUACGGACUCCUGUAGGAAACCUGUUCCUCAUCGCCCACCAGAUUCGAGAAAUGCCGUCUCCUAGAGGAUCCCGGCGUCUAUGGUGGCCAUCUUUUGAAUGGAACAGUAAUUUAUGUGGAUAUUGUUAAAGUGUUUAAAGAAUAUUUUGAAAAUUAAGUUUACAUUUUACAAUCGCUUUAUUUUUUAUUAAAAUAGUUGUAUAUAAAUAUUACCCUAAUCCACUGUUGUUGAAGUAAAGCUGAACCGUGCAGACCAGUGAGUUGCCUGAUGUGUAUAGAAGCUGUGAUGUAUAGAGUACAUUUCUCUACUGUGUAAAUGUUCAUGAAUAUAACUGUUCCUGUGUUUUUAUAAGUUGGGGGUAAUUUGUUGUUUUACAACAACAAAAUUUAUUGCAUUUAAAUGGUUUUUAUGUCAUAGAAAUCAUGCAAAAUAGUGAAGGAUUUAAAAUAUGUAUAUGACAUGGAAAUGUGCAAACUUUAGAAAGAAAUAAAUCCAACAGAUUUCAGUCA
Molecule: messenger RNA, 11652 nt
Organism: Hippopotamus amphibius kiboko
Lineage: Eukaryota; Metazoa; Chordata; Mammalia; Artiodactyla; Hippopotamidae
Gene: PSD3
Product: pleckstrin and Sec7 domain containing 3
Exons: 16
Coding region: 1-3843 (1280 amino acids)
Biological process (GO): regulation of ARF protein signal transduction
Molecular function (GO): phospholipid binding; protein binding; guanyl-nucleotide exchange factor activity
Source: RefSeq, a predicted model, not a curated record